This is a messenger RNA of Protopterus annectens (West African lungfish), 3542 nucleotides long. It is a transcript of the gene SMARCD3, whose product is annotated as SWI/SNF related, matrix associated, actin dependent regulator of chromatin, subfamily d, member 3. Gene Ontology annotation, biological process: regulation of transcription by RNA polymerase II. The record is from RefSeq and is a predicted model, not a curated record. Lineage: Eukaryota; Metazoa; Chordata; Ceratodontiformes; Protopteridae. Bases 131 to 1618 code for a protein of 495 amino acids. Gene Ontology annotation, cellular component: nucleus; SWI/SNF complex. The transcript has 14 exons.
CAGCACUGUUAAAAGUGUGAGAGUCGCAGAUGGACUUAACUAGGAGAGUUUGAGAAAAAGGGUAAAAAUUAAAGAUAGAGGGGCUUUCAAAGAGGGCAAAAGAAAGGAGAGGGAGUGAGGGGGGCACCUGAUGGCUGCGGAGGAGAUCACAGGAGGGGCCAGGAAGGCUACAAAGAGCAAACUUUUCGAGUUUCUAGUCCACGGGGUGCGCCCAGGAAUGCCAUCAGGAACUCGGAUGCCACAUCAGGGUGCCCCUAUGGGGCCUCCAGGGCCACCUUAUGGAGGGAGCCCUUCAGUACGCCCUGGAAUGCCUCAAACAGUGAUGGAACCUACUCGAAAACGUCCAGCUCAGCAAGUCCAACAGCAGCAACAGCAGCAGCAGCAACAACAGGGAUCUCAGAGUCGAUCUCGAAAGUCAGUAGAAAAUAGCCAGUUUCACUCAGAUAUACAAAGUGCCAAAAGGAGGAAGAUGGCAGACAAGAUUCUCCCUCAGAGGAUUCGAGAACUGGUCCCAGAGUCUCAAGCCUACAUGGACCUUCUGGCUUUUGAGCGCAAAUUGGACCAAACAAUCAUGAGGAAGAGAGUGGACAUCCAGGAGGCACUGAAGAGACCGUUGAAGCAAAAGCGGAAGUUGAGACUUUAUAUUUCGAACACUUUUAACCCUGCCAAGUCGGACACAGAUGACUCUGAUGGAAGUAUUGCAUCGUGGGAGCUUCGCGUGGAGGGCAAGCUGCUGGAUGAUCCCAGUAAGCAGAAAAGGAAAUUCUCAUCCUUCUUUAAGAGCCUGGUCAUCGAGCUGGACAAAGAACUUUAUGGUCCAGACAACCACUUGGUAGAGAAGUGGCACAGGACCCCCACCACCCAAGAGACAGAUGGGUUCCAGGUGAAGCGGCCCGGUGAUGUCAGUGUGCGCUGCACUCUUCUGCUUAUGCUGGACUACCAGCCUCCACAGUUUAAGCUGGAUCCACGCCUUGCCCGACUCUUAGGAAUCCACACACAGACACGGUCAUCCAUCAUCCAGGCCCUCUGGCAGUAUAUCAAAACAAACAAAUUGCAGGACUCCCAUGACAAGGAGUACAUCAACUGUGACAAGUACUUUCAGCAGAUUUUUGACUGCCCACGCUUGAAGUUCUCUGAGAUUCCACAGCGUCUAACUAACCUUCUUCUCCCUCCAGACCCUAUUGUUAUCAACCAUGUUAUCAGUGUUGAUCCAAAUGACCAAAAGAAGACAGCUUGUUACGAUAUUGACGUUGAGGUUGAAGAUCCACUGAAGACUCAGAUGAGCAGCUUCCUCCUCUCUACUGCCAAUCAGCAGGAGAUCACUGCUCUAGAUAAUAAGAUUCAUGAGACAAUUGAGUCUAUAAAUCAGUUGAAGAUUCAGAGAGACUUUAUGCUGAGUUUCUCCAAGGACCCUAAAGGCUACAUUCAAGACUGGCUCAAAUCUCAGAGUCGUGAUCUGAAGGUCAUGACUGAUGUGGUAGGAAACCCUGAAGAGGAACGUCGGGCAGCAUUUUAUUAUGAACCUUGGUCUCAGGAAGCUGUUAGCAGAUACUUCUAUUGUAAGAUUCAACAACGCAGGCAAGAGUUAGAACAGGCCCUGGGAGUACGCAACACUUAAACUAAUGGCCUGGUAAAGGCCCUGGGUGUGCAAGCAUGGUAGCUCAUCACCCAGUAAAUUGGCCUUCUUCAUAAAACUCUACUGUUGGAACAUUCGGCUAUGGACAACACGGCAGCUAGAUUUGCUGGCAAAUCCCUGUUUUCACUGCAGGGUGCUGUGCUUUUUGUUCGUGUUACUUGUUUCACUGACGCUUUUCAUUGUAUUGUAACUGACAUCUUGGGCAAAUUCUAAGUGAGUGAGGACUGCUGUCCACUUUAUAAACUGUAGGUAUUAGAAACACUGUAGUAAACCCUGCACAAAUAUACGUUCUAAAGAAGCUAACAUUAGGCAUUCUGAGAAUGUACCAUAUGAAGUCAUUGUAGCUACUGGGAGCGUGACAACACUGCUAUGCAGUCCUUUUAUUCCCAAGUGUGAAAUGUUUCCUGACUUGGAGUUCAUGCAGUAUUUUACCUUUUUUUUGUGUAUGCAACGUGAAACCUCGUUGUUCUUUUGCCCUGGGACUCUUCAGUAGUUUAAGGAGCAUUUCUUCUGCUUCUUAGAGUUUGUUUAGCCAGACUAAGCAGAUGCAGAGAAUUUGCAGGGCACUGCAUUGUGCAUUGUAGUAUUAAACUGGCAAGAUGUAGGCUUGUGUUCUUCCUACAAACUUCUGUACUUAUUUCAUUCACUGAAACCUCAUUGUACCGAUUGCUGUCAGUGCAGUUCCCUUUCAGAGUGUCUUUAUCAGUCUGUACUGUUGGCCUCUGCAACCACCGUUUCAGCAAGAAAAACUGUAUACUAUGAUGUGUGUGUGGCUUCAGUAUUUUAUUUUAUAUGUUGGUCCAUUAUGAACCCUGGCUUGUAUAGGAAGUUCGGGCAGUCUGUUAAGUUAGGCACCCCUAGGAUUUGAAAUGAAGGGAAGGUUCCUAACAUAUGACAAAGGCAGCUGAAAUGUUGGGCAAAAAAGUGACCCAUGAAAUGUGGAUGUUCUCCAUGUGCUCUUCCUUUAGGGGAAAAACAUUAUUGUGAUUUCAGAACAUCCCCCAAAGGAAAUAAUAAAACCCCAGUCCUGCUGAGAAAAGGGUGUCGAGUAACUGUGGUGCUUAAUUGGCAGGAGAUGUUCAUUGAUUGUGGCAUCAGAAUAUUUUUACUUCACCUGGUGAAAUCUAACCCCUUUUAUAACAAAACAAAAUAAUUGUUAACUGGUAGAAAUCAUGUGUCCCUGUGUUUUUUUAGGGUUGUAAAAUCCAGACAAGGACUUCCAUCCAUCUAUCCAUCCAUCCACAACCCCUUUUUCCCAUCUUUGCACAUGGGGUCAGGGUGUCACUUCAACAGUGACAAUCAUCUAAGUUUUACACUGCCGAGUGACUAACCCUACUGCUGUAGUGCUUCCACACCACACAAUCGCACUCACAGACCUAUGGUCAGUUUAGAGUGCCCAAUCCACCUCCACCUACUGCAUGUCUUUUGAAUGUGGGAGAAAACCCACAUGAACACAAAUAGGACAUGCAGACUCUGCACAGAAGGUAACCCAGCCAAGGAUCGAACCGGGGAGCCUCUUGGUGUGAUUUUCUGUUUCUGAAAAGUGCACUUUUUACAAGCACACAGAAGUCAGUUGAUGAAGUUGUGUAUGCUGUGGUUUUCAACAAAUAAAUCUUUUAUCAGCUAAUCAAAGGCCAAACUAAGUACUCCUAGUACAAAUUAUUAUUGUUAGAUUUUGUUAGCCAUGAAACCCACUGUCCUUCAAUGGGUACUUGUCUGUAAACUAUUUGCUGUGUAACAAAGAUUGUUCUUUUUCUUAAAUAUAUUUUCUGUAGCUAUGUAGUACAUUAACACACAAACAGAUGCCACAUUGUAUUGGUGCUAAUGAAAUGUGACUAAAACUUCAGAUUCACAUCACAUAUCAGUAUUUGUUGCAGCUGCUAAUAAAGUCCCUCAUUUCCUGUCA